AUGGAGACUGCACAAUUCAUAAAUGAUAAGGGGAUCCACAAAAUUCAGAAGAAGCUCAAUGAAGUGGAGGAUUUAGCAUCUAAUAGAAGCCUAUCUGAUGAUGAGAUAAAGUCUAAGAGAGAAUUACAGCAACAAUUGUGGGAGGCCUCAACAGCUUAUGAAUCUUUAUUAAGGCAGAAAUCUAGAGCUAAAUGGCUAAAAGAAGGGGACAACAACUCAACUUAUUUCCAUAAAGUCAUCAAUUUCAGAAGACAUUAUAAUGGUCUUCAAGGAUUUCUCAUUCAGGGUGAAUGGAUUCAGAACCCCAAUGAUGUUAAGAAGGAGGCUGAGCAGAGGGAGUUUUUGGCUGUUCCUUUUUUGGAUUUGGAGAUCAAAGAAGCAGUGUGGAGUUGUGAUGGGCACAAAUGUCCUGGACCUGAUGGCUUCAACUUCAAAUUCAUUAAAGAAUUUUGGGAAAUGAUGAAAACUGACUUCAGAAGAUUUGUAGAUGAAUUCCAUGUGCAUGGCAGCUUCCCUAGAGGCAGUAAUGCUUCUUUCAUAGCUCUAAUUCCCAAAACCAAACACCCCCAGUCAUUUGAUGACUACAGACCAAUCUCCUUGAUUGGAUCUUGCCUCCACUCAGCAUCUAUAUCAAUUUUGAUUAAUGACAACCCUUCUAAGGAAUUUCUCCCUACAAGGGGUUUGAGACAGGGGGAUACCCUAGCUCCCUUACUAUUCAAUAUUGUAGGUGAAGGUAUUACUGGUAUGAUGAGACAAGUAGUCCACAAAAACCUCUAUAGAAGCUUCUUGGUUGGAAAGAAAAAGGAGCCUAUCAACAUUUUGCAGUAUGCUGAUGAUACUGUCUUUGUAGGAGAGGCUGUGUGGGAGAAUAUUCAUGUUAUAAAGGCCUUAUUAAGAGGAUAUGAAUUAGCUUCUGGUUUAAAUAUUAACUUUGCUAAAAGUCAGUUUGGGAUAAUAGGGGGUGGAGUCAAUUGGUCUUUGGAAGCAGCCAAUAUUUUGCCCUGUCGACAGCUGGAAUAUCCUUUCCUCUAUUUAGGCUUACCUAUUGGGGCUAAUCCUUCUAGCCAGUUCGUGUGGGAGCCUCUCAUUUCUAAAUUCAAGUCUAAAUUAGCCAAAUGGGCUCAAAGAGAUAUAUCCAUGGCUGGGAAGAUCACCCUUAUCAAUUCUGUUGGGAGUGGGGAGAAUAUUAAAUUCUGGACUGAUAACUGGCUAGGGGAACAACACACCCUACAGCAGAAGUAUAAUCAGCUUUUCCUCAUAAGUAGACAGCAAAAGGACCACAUCUCUCAAAUGGGACAUUCUAAUCAUAAUAGCUGGAGGUGGGACAUGAGGUGGAGGAGGAAUCUCUUUGAUCAUGAAAGCCAUUUGGCUGUGCAGUUUAUGGAGGAAAUCAGUUUUGUUCCUAUUCAAAGAUAG
Molecule: messenger RNA, 1416 nt
Organism: Glycine soja
Lineage: Eukaryota; Viridiplantae; Streptophyta; Magnoliopsida; Fabales; Fabaceae
Exons: 5
Coding region: 1-1416 (471 amino acids)
Source: RefSeq, a predicted model, not a curated record